CUCGCUUUCGCCACCACCUUUUUCUCGUGUUUCUCCGCUCACCACACUAACCAAUUUCUUCACCUCUAUUUUCAACAAUAUAACUCCCAACAAUUUCACACAUCAAUAAAAACAUUCAUCGCCACUUUGAUGCAAUAACACUCUCACACAAUCUCCAUUCCCCAAUUCCCACCUCUACAUUUCUCUCAUAUGGCGCCGGCGGCCGGCGUAGUGCUACAAGGCGACCGGGCUCCGUCGAAGCCCAUCGUGCUCCCGCAGCUCCUCUCUGCGGCAGUUCCGGAGGUCUUCGCCAAGGACGCCAUCAUCGCCUGGUUCCGCGGUGAGUUCGCGGCGGCCAACGCCAUCAUCGACGCCCUCUGCACCCACCUGCAGGAGCUCGAGGCCAUCGCCGGAGUGGCCGAUUACGGAUCUGUCUACGCCGCGAUUCAUCACAGGCGCCUCAAUUGGGUCCCGAUCCUUCAGAUGCAGAAGUACUACCCCAUUGUUGAUGUGGUCGCCGAGCUCGAGAAAGUCGCCGAGAAGAAGCGGGACCCUGUGGUUGCGGUAAAGGAGGAGUGCGUGGACGGUAGUGAUAAUGACGCCGGAGAAACGGUGGCUGAAGACGGCGGCUCCACGGUGGUCGAUUCGCCGGAAAGUGAUUACACUGAUUCAGGAUCCCAGGAACUGCAGAUAUUAUGUUCUAACCACGACGAAUGUGAGGCGCGCCAAGCCCAGAUCAAGAUGACGAAAGGGUUUGUGGCGAAAGAGCCAGUAAAGGGGCAAAUGGUGAAUGUUGUUAGAGGCCUCAAGUUGUACCAAGACAUAUUCACUGGUGCUGAGCUCUCAAAGUUGAGUGACUUUGUCAAUGAACUCCGUUUGGCUGGUAGGGAUGGUGAACUCUCGGGAGACACCUACAUUUUAUACAAUCAGCAUGUGAAAGGGAACAAGAGAGAGCUGAUCCAGCUUGGGGUUCCCAUUUUUGGGCAGAUAAAAGAAGAUGCUACUGAUAAAUUUCAAAAGAGCUACAUUCAGCCGAUUCCAGCUCUUAUCCAGGAUGUGAUCGAUCACUUGAUUCAGUGGCAUCUGAUUCCAGAGAACAGGAAACCCAAUAGCUGCAUCAUAAACUUCUUUGACGAGGGAGAGUAUUCUCACCCUUUCCUGAAACCGCCUCACUUGGACCAGCCCCUCUCCAUCUUGCUGCUCUCAAAGUCAACAAUGGCAUUUGGCCGAACACUCUUCAGUGAUAGUGAAGGAAACUACAAAGGACCCCUCACCCUCUCUCUCAAGGAAGGGUCUCUUUUAGUGAUGAGAAGAAGUAGUUCAGACACAGCUAGGCAUGCUAUGUGCUCCUCUCAAAAUAGAAGGGUGAGCAUUUCUUUCUUCAGGGUGAGGAGUCUCAGACGGGCCGAGGCAGAGAGUAGUUUCGAAUCCAUGAACAUAUGGCAACAAGGGCUCACAGCUCCAUACACAACGCAAGAUAGCUACGAGACUUUUGAUGGAAUCCCCAAAUGUGGCUUUCUGCAGUCUCCUGUUGUGAUGCUCGCCCCAUUGAGCCCAAUGGCUAUCAGCCCUGGAGGUACCCCACGUGGUGGCACCGGGGUUUUCCUUCCAUGGAGUGUCGGGUUGCCCAAACCUGCAAAGCACCUCCCACCGCGCGCACAGAGACAGCGGUUUCUUCCUCUCCCUUCCACUCUAGAUACACAGAGUUGAGGAUUGGUGCAGUGAGUUUUGUAUGCGCUAGAGAUUUUUAAGUUGAAUUUUGCUAUUGCUUAUAUACUUUAAAGAAGCAAUUUUUCCAGCUGGAAAUGAGUUGGGGCUUCGUUAUGUUUUACUCCACUUCUAUUCAAAUAGGUUUAGAAUUAGAAAUUUUGAAUUUCCCACAGUUGGAAGUUGAAGUUUAGAAUAGGCAAGAGAGAGUUCAGUGUUGUAUCAACUUGUUUAUCUUCAGGUUGAAUCUUAUUUUGAGAUUUCGAAAGUUAUCCCUUUUUGUCAGCAA
Salvia splendens (bonfire salvia) is the source of this 1975-nucleotide messenger RNA. RefSeq names its product RNA demethylase ALKBH10B. The transcript has 7 exons. Gene Ontology annotation, biological process: mRNA catabolic process. Gene Ontology annotation, molecular function: mRNA binding; demethylase activity. The record is from RefSeq and is a predicted model, not a curated record. The coding region runs from base 190 to 1689 and encodes 499 amino acids. Lineage: Eukaryota; Viridiplantae; Streptophyta; Magnoliopsida; Lamiales; Lamiaceae.